AUGAAUUGUCGCUGUAAUGACAAGGAAUGUCAAACAAUAGCAGACGCUGUUGAUGUUAUAGAAAGGUAUGAGUCAAUACUCGGGGAUGGAGACAAAAAGAAAUCAACAAUCAGAGCUGAGCUACCUGAAAAUGAGGAGCCAACACCAAGAAUAGAUAUAGUACGAGUAUGUACAAGAAGUCAGACAGAAAAUCAGUCUGGUGCUACACCAAGUGGCUAUUGCAUAGAAGGAUGGGACCCUGGCAGUAUUAGACAAUGCCAAUUGGAAGACCCAGAUAUGUCACUCAUUGUGACAUAUCUUCAGGAAAAGAAAAAUAAACCUGACUGGGACCAAGAUCAGGAAAUCAGACUGAAGGAGGAAGAACAAAAGAGAAAGGAAGAACAGAAACAGGAUGAGGAAAUUAGACUGACGGAGGAAGAACAAAGGAAGCAGGAAAAACAGAAACAGGACGAGGAAAUCAGACUAAAGGAGGAAGAACAAAAGAGAAAGGAAAAACAGAAACAGGACGAGGAAAUCAGACUAAAGGAGGAAGAACAAAACAGAAAGGAAAAACAGAAACAGGAUGAGGAAAUUAGACUGAAGGAGGAAGAACAAAAGAGAAGGGAAAAACAGAAACAGGAUGAGGAAAUAAGACUGAAGGAGGAGGAACAAAAGAGAAGGGAAAAACAAAAACAUGAUGAGGAAAUUAGACUGAAGGAGGAAGAACAAAAGAGAAGGGAAAAACAGAAACAGGUUCAGGAAAUUAGACUGAAGGAGGAAGAACAAAGGAAGCAGGAAAAACAGAAACAGGACGAAGAAGAAAGGUUGAAGGAGGAAAAGAGGAUACAAGAAGAAGAAAGGCACAAUGCAGAUAGUAAAAGAAAGGAACUGGAAGCAUCAAAAGAUUGGGCACAGAUUGUACAACUCUAA
Molecule: messenger RNA, 909 nt
Organism: Mytilus californianus (California mussel)
Lineage: Eukaryota; Metazoa; Mollusca; Bivalvia; Mytilida; Mytilidae
Product: golgin subfamily A member 6-like protein 7
Exons: 3
Coding region: 1-909 (302 amino acids)
Source: RefSeq, a predicted model, not a curated record